AUGAUUUUUAAGAAAACAUUUUCCCUUCAGGUGAAUGUUGAUACAUAUAGUCAAGAUGAAGUACAAGGUGUUGUACUGGAGGAUGAUAAGGGACUCGCUCAGAAUGACAAAAGAGAACCACAAGACGAAUGUAAUGUUGAAGAUGCUGAACGCCAGUUGAGUCGACCUGAGAAAGAACCAGGUUAGUACUAAGGUUUUGCACCACCGUAUUUUAUUCGCUCUAAGCCAAUUGGAAAUGUCGUGGGGGUUUUUUACGUUGGCACAUCUGCUAUUUUUUAUAGCCGUGUUUUAUAGGUAUUUCCUCAAAUUAAGUUUUUGUAUAUCAUCAAAUAAGGAUAAACUAAAGCGUAAUAGACCAUUUUAGUGUGUUUAAAUUUGUAAAGUGUCGAAUUUUAGAUAGUAUUAUUCCCGCCGAUUUUAUAACUUUUUUCGUAAUUGAAUCAAUAUGAUCAUUCCGAGUUAAGUGUUCAUCAAUAAUAACACCUAGAAAUGUUGUGUUUUUAUUAAACUUGUUUUAUAUUGGCUGUUUGUUUAUCGAAAUUGUGAUGUCAUGUUUAGUCUGUUUGAUGAUCUAAACAAGAUAAGUUUUGUUUUAGCUGUAUUCAAUGAUAGUUUAUUGUUUCCAAUCCAGUCAGCUAAUUUAUUUCAUCUUGCAUGAUUAAGUUCAACUCUUUUAAGCAAGAAUGACUAUAGAAAAUAUUUGUAUCAUCUGCAAAUAAUAUAUUGGAGACUAGAUUGCAACAGUUCUGAAUAUCGUUUAUAUAUAUAAAAGAAAUAGAAGUGGCCCCAGUAUUGAGCCUUGAAAAUAAUGAAACGAUAAAAGUUCCUAGAAGAUACAGUUUCUAGAACGUUUAGAAACAGAAGAUAUUGAAAAAUGUAUCUUUUUAUAUUAUUCGUAAUGUUUACAACAUGAGCGGCCGUGUUGUAUCAGAUAUACAAACUCGAGCCGAAGGCGAGAGUUUGUAUAUCUGAUACAACACGGACGCGAAUGUUGUAAACAACUUAAAAAAAAGACUCAUCUUAUGAGUACAUUGGCGAAGUAAUUAUAAAAAUAAACGUUGUCUAAGCCGAGAAAAUCAAAGUUAAAGUUUAUGUAAAUCAACAUGAAUCUGUAUCACAUAUUAAGAUACGACACGCUUAUGAUUUUUCUUUGUGUUUUCUUCAUGAAUUAUUAAUGAGUUUUUUAAAUAUUGUUGUAUAGUCUUGUAUAACGUUGUCUAGUGUCGUAUAGCCUCUAUAUAUUGUUAUAUAGUCUUGUAUAAUGUUAUAUAGUGUCGUAUAGCCUUGUAUAUUAUUGUGUAGUGUCGUAUAGUGUUGUAUACUCUUGUAAAGUGUCGUAUAGUCUUGUAUAACCCAGUAUAGUGUCGUAUAGCCUUAUAUAGUGUUGUAUACAGUCUUGUAUAACAUCGUAUAGUGCUGUAUAGCCUUGUAUAGUGUCGUAAGUUAAUUAAUAUUAAGUUCACCUGCUAAAAUGAUAUGUAGCUUUUGACAGUUCUUUGUUAAAACACAUUAUACAGACAGACAGACAGGAUAUAUAAUAGUGUUAUGCGCUUCCAUUAUUAAUAGUGUUAUGGUAUAUAUAAUAGUGUUGUUAUGGUAUACAUAGUAAUGCUAUGUUUCCAUUGUUAAUAGUUAUUAACAGUCCUUGGCUCUUGUGCAAUAUAUUUAUUUUAUUAUUAAUAGUGUUAUUAACUGUGAGGCAUUCCAGGUUAUUGCUCUAGAAGUGACCACACUUGAAUCUAAGAAUAUUGCAAAAUCCGCAAAUUAAACUUGUUAUCGCAUAAUAGGUAGCUUGCCAUCGCAUAAUAGUGGCCAUCGCAUAAUAGCUAAAUGUGUGAAGGUAGCCCUGCGGGCCACAUUAUACAUAUAUUGUUGGAGAAAUAAGCCGUGGAAUGACCCAUAAUUACUUAAUUUCUAUUAGCUACUAUUGUUUGUUAUGAACCUGUUUCAUUACAGAAAACUGUUUCCUUAAUUUUAGAUAAUUAGAAUAUUGUUGUAACGUAUAGCAUAAUAUGCACGCGAUUGUUACAAUAAGAUACGAUUUUCGUUGUUUAGAAAUUACAAUAGUAUUAUGUUUCCAUUAUAGUGUUAUUUAGUUUUGAAUUAUCCACGGAUUAUAAACAGAUUUUGAACAACCAAACCAAACCUAACCCUUGAUUUCCAACAUGGAUAUGUUUUCAUCCAUGUUUGUAUGUGUGGGUGUGUGUUUGUUUGCUUGUUUAGUAACUUAAAAAGUAUUUUACAUACUAAUACGAAAUUUUGGCGUACUCAUUGACAUUGCCUAUUGUAUGGAUAGAUUAACUUUUCGUUAAGUUUGGAUGAACGUUGGAUGAGAAAUUAGCAAAAGUUAUGUUCUUCUUGCUCUGCUGGGUAUCGUAAACAGCUUUCGUAGUUAGACCAUCGUGUUAUUUAUGGGUGAUAUUAUAAGUUAAUUCGCUGCCGGAUUCUAUGAAUUGAAUUCUUCGAGUCCCCUCAAGUUUACAUGGAUCUUAACAUUUUGAAUCUAAUUUAGUUCCAUGUGCCAGUGCUCCAUGUAUGAAUGGUGGGACUUGUUCAAAUAGUGGAACAUCAUUCUCAUGCUCAUGUCCAGUUGGAUAUACCGGUGAUGCCUGCGAAACCCAAGGUAAAUGUUAUUUUCACAAAGGGACUACAUAAAGUUUUUUUUCUCUCCCAUUUUUAUUCCAGAAAGGAUUUUGUGGAAUUGAGUUUUAUUUCAUAACGAACAGCGCAUGCUCUUGUUAAAUUGAAAAUAUGAACAAGUAAGUUUGAUGUGAAGGAGUAAAUACUCGUCAGUGAAAUUGGAUUUUAAAUACUGAAGUGUAGUUGCUCUUGUUUUCCAGUUGUUGAGAAGAGCUAACAAUAUAUCAUCAUUUAAAACGAACUUGUGUUUUCUGAUUUUCUGCAAUUUAUUCUCUCUAAUCCGUUGUAAGGAGAUAAACUUUUUGCCUAGUCUUGCCUUUUAACCCAUUUAGUGUUUGUCAUUGAUGAUCUCAAAUCCAAACUCAUUUCACUCCUGACAUUCGCAAUAUUAUUGAAAGAAGUUGGAGGUUAUUAAACCAUUAAUCUUACCCACACCUUCCCUAUCACUGAUGCACUUGGCAUUCCGCUUGAUCUACUUGUUUCUGGAUGUAAACUUUUACUCAUUAAUUCUACUCUUGACAAUCGCAAUAUUUUAGAGAGCUGUGGGAAGUUAACCCAUAAAUCAUAGCGACGCGUCCGCUAUCAAUGAUGGACUUGUCAAUCCACUUGCUCUCCUUCUUCCCGGAAUUAGUAUCCUCGCUAUGCGUUCUGCACAUGCUCGGGGGAAAAACUAUGCAAAGAAAUGUGUUCAUACAUAUAUUAUGUGAUAACCAUAUAUGCAAUUCUCAGAAAGAUAUUCGUGAUUGAUAUGUGUGACGAUGACCUAGUGCAUGCGAGAGUGAAAUUCCUAAGUAUUUAUUAGCUUGAUUUGCCAGAUGGAUAUGUUUUCAUCCAUGUUUGUAUGUGUGGGUGUGUGUUUGUUUGCUUGUUUAGUAACUUAAAAAGUAUUUUACAUACUAAUACGAAAUUUUGGCGGACUCAUUGACAUUGCCUAUUGUAUGGAUAGAUUAACUUUUCGUUAAGUUUGGAUGAACGUUGGAUGAGAAAUUAGCAAAAGUUAUGUUCGUCUUGCUUUGCUGGGUAUCGUAAACAGCUUUCGUAGUUAGACCAUCGUGUUAUUUAUGGGUGAUAUUAUAAGUUAAUUCGCUGCCGGAUUCUAUGAAUUGAAUUCUUCGAGUCCCCUCAAGUUUACAUGGAUCUUAACAUUUUUAAUCUAAUUCAGUUCCAUGUGCCAGUGCUCCAUGUAUGAAUGGUGGGACUUGUUCAAAUAGUGGGACAUCAUUCUCAUGCUCAUGUCCAGUUGGAUAUACCGGCGAUGCCUGCGAAACCCAAGGUAAAUGUUAUUUUCACAAAGGGACUACAUAUAGUUUUUUUUCUCUCCCAUUUUUAUUCCAGAAAGGAUUUUGCGGAAUUGAGUUUUAUUUCAUAACGAACAGCGCAUGCUCUUGUUAAAUUGAAAAUAUGAACAAGUAAGUUUGAUGUGAAGGAGUAAAUACUCGUCAGUGAAAUUGGGUUUUAAAUACUGAAGUGUAGUUGCUCUUGUUUUCCAGUUGUUGAGAAGAGCUAAAAAUAUAUCAUCAUUUAAAACGAACUUGUGUUUUCUGAUUUUCUGCAAUAUAUUCUCUCUAAUCCGUUGUAAAGAAAUUAAAUUUUUGCCAAGUCUUGCCUUUUAACCCACUUAGCGUUUGUCAUUGAUGAUCUCCAAUCCAAACUCAUUUCGCUCCUGACAUUCACAAUAUUAUUGAAAGAAGUUGGAGGUUAUUAAACCAUUAAUCUUACCCACACCUUCCCUAUCACUAAUGCACUUGGCAUUCCGCUUGAUCUACUUGUUUCUGGAUGUAAAUAGCACGGCAAAAAAUUUUCAAUAAAUCGAGAACUAUGGCUUUAUAUCUUGAAUAUUUUAGUGGCACUUUUACUCAUUAAUUCUACUCUUGACAAUCGCAAUAUUUUAGAGGGCAGUGGGAAGUUAACCCAUAAAUCCUAGCCACGCGUCCGUUAUCAGUGAUGGACUUGUCUAUCCACUUGCUCUCCUUCUUCCCGGAAUUAGUAUCCUUGGUAUGCGCUCUGCACUUUCUCGUGGGAAAAACUACGCAAAAAAAUGUGCUGAAACAGAUAUUAAGUGAUAACCAAGCAAUUCUCAGAAAGAUAUUCGCGAUUGAUGUGACGAUAACCUAAGGCGUGCGAGAAUGAUAUUCCUAAACAUUUAUUACCUUUGCCAGAUGGUCAUAAUUUCACCCAUGUUUGUAUGUGUGGGUGUGUGUUUGUUUGCUUGUUUAGUAACUUAAAAAGUAUUUUGCAUACGAAUACGAAAUUUUGGCGUACUCAUUGACAUUGCCUAUUGUAUGGAUGGAUUAACUUUUCGUUAAGUUUGGAUGAACGUUGGAUGAGAAAUUAGCAAAAGUUAUGUUCUUCUUGCUUUGCUGGAUAUCGUAAACAGCUUUCGUAGUUAGACCAUCGUAUUAUUUAUGGGUGAUAUUAUAAGUUAAUUCGCUGCCGGAGACUAUGAAUUGAAUUCUUCGAGUCCCCUCAACUUUACAUGGAUCUUAACAUUUUGAAUCUAAUUUAGUUCCAUGUGCCAGUGCUCCAUGUAUGAAUGGUGGGACUUGUUCAAAUAAUGGAACAUCAUUCUCUUGCUCAUGCCCAGUUGGAUAUACCGGUGACCGCUGCGAAACCCAAGGUAACUGUUAUUUUCACAAAGGUACUGCAUAUAGUUUUUUUUCUCUCCCAUUUUCAUGCCAGAAAGGAUUUUGCGGAAUUGAGUUUUAUUUCAUAACGAACAGCGCAUGCUCUUGUUAAAUUGAAAAUAUGAACAAGUAAGUUUGAUGUGAAGGAGUAAAUACUCGUCAGUGAAAUUGGGUUUUAAAUACUGAAGUGUAGUUGCUCUUGUUUUCCAAGUGUUGAGAACAGCUAACAAUAUAUCACGAUUUAAAACGAACUUGUGUUUUCUGAUUUUCUGCAAUUUAUUCUCUCUAAUCCGUUGUCAUGCAGGAAAUAAACUUUUUGCCUAGUCUUGCUUUUUAACCCAUUUAGCGUUUAUCAUUGAUGAUCUCCAAUCCAAACUCAUUUCACUCCUGACAUUCGCAAUAUUAUUGAAAGAAGUUGGAGGUUAUUAAACCGUUAAUCUUACCCACACCUUCCCUAUCGCUGAUGCACUUGGGAUUCCGCUUGAUCUACUUGUUUCUGGAUGUAAAUAGCACGGCAAAAAAUUUUCAAUAAAUCGAAAACUAUGGCUACUAUAUCUUGAAUAUUUAAUGGCACUUUUACUCAUUAAUUCUACUCUUGACAAUCGCAAUAUUUUAGAGAGCAGUGGGAAGUUAACCCAUAAAUCCUAGCCACGCGUCCGUUAUCGGUGAUGGACUUGUCAAUCCACUUGCUCUCCUUCUUCCCGGAAUUAGUAUCCUCGCAAUGCGCUCUGCACUUUCUCGGGGGGAAAACUACGCAAAGAAAUGUGUUGAUAUUUGCGAAUUUGAGUAUUAUGUCAUAACUAACAGUGCAUGCUCUUGUUAAAUUGAAGAUGUCAACAAGUAAGUUUGAUGUGAAGGAGUAAAUACUCAUCAGUGAAAUUGGGUUUUAAAUACUGAAGCGUAGUUGCUCGUGUUUUCCAGGUGUUGAGAACAGCUAACAAUAUAUCAUCAUUUAAACCAAAGUAGUGUUUUCAGAUUUCUUGCAAUUUACUCUUCCUGAUCCGUUCUAAGGAAAUAAACUGUUUACCUACUCUUGCCAUUUAACCCUUUGAGCGUUUGUCAUUGAUGAUCCCCAAUUCAAACUCAUUUCACUCCUGACAUUCGUAAUAUUUUUCAAAGCAGUGGUGGGUUAUUAAACCAUUAAUCUUACCCACACUUUCGCUGUCACUGAUGCACUUGUCUAUCCGCUUGAUCUACUUGUUUCUGGAUGUAAAUAGCUGGGCACAUUUUUUUCAAUAAAUCGAGAACUAUGGCUAGUAUAUCUUGAAUAUUUUAGUGACACUUUUACUCAUUAUAGAUCUACUCUUGACAAUCGCAAUAUUUUAGAGAGCAGUGGGAGGUUAACCCAUAAAUCCUAACCGCGCGUCCGCUAUCAGCGAUGUACUUGUCAAUCAAAAUGCUCUGCUUCCCGGAAUUAGUAUCCUCGCUAUGCGUUCUGCACAUGCUCGGGGGAAAAACUAUGCAAAGAAGUGUGUCCAUACAGAUAUUGUGUGAUAACAAUAUAUGCAAUUCUCAGAAAGAUAUUCGUGAUUGAUAUUUGUGACGAUGACCUAGUACAUGCGAGAGUGAAAUUCCUAAACAUUUAUUAGCUUGAUUUUCCAGAUGGAGAUGUUUUCAUCCAUGUUUGUAUGUGUGGGUGUGUGUCUGUUUGCUUGUUUAGUAACUUAAAAAGUAUUUUACAUACUAUAUAAUACGAAAUUUUGGCGGACUAAUUGACAUUGCCUAUUGUACGGAUAGAUUAACCUUAGUUUAAGUUUGGAUGAACGUUGUAUGAUAAAUUAGCAAAAGUUAAGAUCGUCUUGCUUUGCUGGAUACCGUAAACAGCUUCUGUAAUUAGACCAUCGUGUUAUUUAUGUGUGAUAUUAUAAGUUAAUUCGCUGCCGGAUUCUAUGAAUUGAAUUCUUUGAGUUCCGUCAAGUUGACAUGAAAAUUAACAUUUUUAAUCUAAUUUAGUUCCAUGUGCCAGUGCUCCAUGUAUGAAUGGCGGGACUUGUUCAAAUAAUGGAACAUCAUUCUCUUGCUCAUGCCCAGUUGGAUAUACCGGUGACCGCUGCGAAACCCAAGGUAAAUGUUAUUUUCCCAAAGGAACUACAUAUAGUUUUUUUCUCUCCCAUUUUUAUUCCAGAAGGGAUUUUGCGGAUUUGAGUAUUAUGUCAUAACUAACAGCGCAUGCUCUUGUUAAAUUGAAGAUAUCAACAAGUAAGUUUGAUGUGAAGGAGUAAAUACUCAUCAGUGAAAUUGGGUUUUAAAUACUGAAGUGUAGUUGCUCUUGUUUUUCAGGUGUUGAGAACAGCUAACAAUAUAUCAUCAUUUAAACCAAACUUGUGUUUUCAGAUUUCUUGCAAUUUACUCUUCCUAAUCCGUUCUAAGGAAAUAAACUGUUUACCUACUCUUGCCAUUUAACCCUUUGAGCAUUUGUCAUUGAUGAUCCCCAAUUCAAACUCAUUUCACUCCUGACAUUCGCAAUAUUUUUCAAAGCAGUGGUGGGUUUUUAAACCAUUAAUCUGACCCACACCUUCGCUGUCACUGAUGCACUUGUCUAUCCGCUUGAUCUACUUGUUUCUGGAUGUAAAUAGCUGGGCAAAUUUUUUCAAUAAAUCGAAAACUAUGGCUAGUAUAUGUUGAAUAUUUUAGUGGCAGUUUUGCUAAUUAAAUCUACUCUUGACAAUCACAAUAUUUUAUAGAGCAAUGGGAGGUUAACCUAUAAAUCCUAGCCAAGCGUUCGCUAUCAGGGAUGUACUUGUCAAUCCAAGUGCUCUGCUUCCCGAAAUUAGUAUCCUCGCUAUGCGUUCUGCACAUGCUCGGGGGAAAAACUAUGCAAGGAAAUGUGUUCAUACAGAUAUUAUGUGAUAACCGUAUAUGCAAUUCUCAGAAAGAUAUUCGUGAUGUGAUGAUGACCUAGUGCAUGAGAGAUUGAAAUUCCUAAACAUUUAUUAGUUUGAUUCGCCAGAUUGUUAUGUUUUUAUCCAUGUUUGUAUGUGUGGGUGUGUGUUUGCUUGUUUAGUAACUUAAAAAGUAUUUUACAUACUAAUACGAAAUUUUGGCGGACUAAUUGACAUUGCCUAUUGUACGGAUAGAUUCACUUUUGGUUAAGUUUGGAUGAACGUUGGAUGAUAAAUUAGCAAAAGUUAAGUUGGUCUUGCUUUGCUGGGUAUCGUAAACAGCUUCCGUAAUUAGACCAUGGUGUUAUUUAUGUGUGAUAUUACAAGCUAAUUCGCUGCCGGAUUCUGUGAAUUGAAUUCUUCGAGUCCCCUCAAGUUUACAUGGAUCUUAACAUUUUGAAUCUAAUUUAGUUCCAUGUGCCAGUGCUCCAUGUAUGAAUGGUGGAACUUGUUCAAAUAAUGGAACAUCAUUCUCUUGCUCAUGCCCAGUUGGAUAUACCGGCCAGCGCUGCGAUGGUAAGUAUUGUUUUCAAAAAUUUAUUUAACGCAUUUUUUCUUUUUCCUAUUUUGAUUCCAUAAAGAUUUUUUUAUUUCCUCGCGAAGAGUGAAAGCUUGUGUUAAGUUUAAGGUAUGCUGGAGAAUUCGAUGAUCAUGGUUGAGAAAUUGUCAAUUCUAGAAAAGUAAUGCUGGAGCAAUGCUGGACCACUUGAAGUGUCCGCAAUUCCGUAAUAGUGAGAGUCCGCAAUAGCGAGAGCUAUUUCAAUGCAUGUCAUAGUAGUUUCGGCCGGGGAAUUACCAACUGUCCGUAAUAGCGUGGUAUCCGUAAUUGUGGUGCGUCCGCAAGGCGAGAGUUGACUUUAGUUGCAGCGUUUUUUAAAUCAGUACUUUGAACAUUGCUAUAAGACUUGAAAUUUUUAUAUAUUACAGUCAAAAUACAAGAACCUUCCCACUUCCGCUUCUGUAACUUGUUUUGUAUUUCUGUAAUUUGUUCUAUUUUUCUGUUGCGAUUACCGCUUCAUCGGAAAAUAUCGCGGUAGAAAUUCCCCUUUUUUUCCUUUAUAUACGUCAAUUUGUAACAAAGGAUACACCUUUCGUUAGAUUCUUUGCAUAAAAGUUGCGAAAUUUUUAUUUUAGUACGUCAAAUGAUUGUAGUCUGUAAUUUUAAAUUUGUAUAGUAUGAACACACUUUGAGCCGGCGGCGGUUCAAAACCGAUUGAUCAGCAAAUAUCUGUAUAAGAUCUACGUUUCGCAACUUUUAUGCAAAGAAUCUGACGAAAGGUGUAUCCAUUGCUACAAAUUGACGUAUAUGAAGGAAGGACAGCGAAAUUCUACCGGACCCUACCGCGAUAUUUGCCGAUAAAGCGGUAAUCGCUACAGAAAAAUAUAAUAAAUUACAGAAAUACAAAACAAGUUACAGAAGCGGAAGUGGGAAUGUUCUUGUAUCUUGACGGUAAAUAUUUAAUAUUUUUUAAACAAAACAAGUGCUUGUUGACUUUACUUUAUAAUUUUUUUUUCCUUUGAAAUCAGUUUUGUAAAAAAAUAUAUAUUCUGGUUUCUAUGCAUGUUUUUAUCUUCGCUCUUUCUUUCGGCAUCAUUUUUUUCAAAAUUAUAUUUUUCAACCAGUUUAAAUAUAAAAAACUGCAAAUCUAACCUGUAAACAGGUCCUGGGAGUUUUUUUCAUUGUGUUUUAUUGCUGUUAAAGCUAUAAUAAGCAAAUAACGUGCUGUUUUAUCGACUGAAAAACUCCGGUAAUUCCCAAAACUGCGGUAAUUCUUGCGCCGCCAUCUUGUUUUCUGUAUACUGGCAAGUAGAGAGCCAAUCAGAUUGCAGAAUAGCUUACAUCCGGUAGCUGUUUAUGUAAUAACAAUUGUUUUACAUAGCUGUCCAAUUUAUAAUGAUUCCAACCACAUCUCUCACAUUUUGCGAAUUUUUGCGAACAGUUCGGCCUGACAAAGGUAUUGCUCACGGCAGAAAAGUCUUGGGAGUUACAUGCAUUGAUGCUGUUAACCAUUCAUGUAAAAAUCCGACUUAACUAUCGCCUUUCUUCGCAACCAUAAAAACCGUUAGAAAUUUGUUAACAGUUACUUUCAAUUACUUUCUCAUAGUUUUAUGUUUUGCCGGAAGAUAGUUUUUUAUUUAAGUCUCCCAUGUUAGUUAAAAGGAGAUAUCAGGAUAAUUAAGAAAUUGGGUGUGGUCGCUGGAAAAUGUUAGCGUGGCUCUAACUUAACUCUCCGAAAUCCGAUUCAGCUCUCCCUGUAAAAAUUCUCCUUUUGUCAUACCCAACUAAAUUUACUGAUCUUACACUAGCAGAGAAAAAGUGACGUAACGCGCUAUCGCGUGAGGCGCGAGCUUGACCGCUCCGCGUUUUAUGCAACAUCUACCUGGAACUAGUAAAAAUCUGUUAAUUGCUAGUGGGACUGUUUGGAUAUUUGUGGAAAUAGUUUUUUUUUACGGCGACGAUAGACUUUUAAAACUUCAGUUGGAACCGUUUAAUUAUGACCCAAACAUGCGGCACACGCGACAACAUUAUACGUCAAGUUCAAGUAGCAAUUAGAACUUUGAUUAGAACUGUUUCGAGAAUAGGGUAAUUCGAUUCUUUCAAUUAAUCAAUCUAGACAAACCUCAAGAUGAAUAAAUUCAUGAUUAUAUAAUCCCUAUAUUUUUCAUCAUUCUGGCUGUCUGGUUCUGCAAUCCAACGACGCAAAAUGGCUUCUUGUGCGUUGUUAUGGACUGCCUGAUAGUAACCAUAUGUCUGAUCUUAGAUCCUUUGCUGAUAAUUUAUUUCCUAGUCAGAACAAGAUCGUUAUUACCAGCGAUACCAGCUAGGGUGCGAAAAAAUGUUUUUGAUUUUGCAAGGUUUAAGUUUUGAUGUUUUUCACUAUAUCUUGCUAACUUAAAUUUUUAAAUAUGUUUCCAUAGUGGCCGCCACAACAAAAAUGAAUUUCUAUGUUACUAAUUAUUUGGGCCUUCACUCACUGCUUAAUAUAUUUGAAUAUGUCGUGGUUCACUUUUUUCCUUCAUUCUCUCAGAGACGGCUUAAUCCACAAGGAUGGUGGGACAUCUUCCGUUAAUAAAGUCCUCUUAAUUUCUGCUCAUGCUUUAUGUUUUGGAAAAUUUAAUGAAAUCAUUGUUCUGUUUCAGACAUCAACGAAUGUUCACAAGCAAACAUCUGUCAAGCUCAAGCAACAUGUAAUAAUACACAAGGAUCAUACUUAUGUACUUGCAACACUGGCUACACAGGCGAUGGAAC
Paramuricea clavata is the source of this 11396-nucleotide messenger RNA. The record is from the annotation of a GenBank genome assembly. Lineage: Eukaryota; Metazoa; Cnidaria; Anthozoa; Malacalcyonacea; Plexauridae.